Messenger RNA from Magnolia sinica, 666 nucleotides. RefSeq lists its product as uncharacterized. Gene Ontology annotation, molecular function: oxidoreductase activity, acting on a sulfur group of donors, disulfide as acceptor; protein-disulfide reductase activity. The record is from RefSeq and is a predicted model, not a curated record. Bases 74 to 622 code for a protein of 182 amino acids. The transcript has 2 exons. Gene Ontology annotation, cellular component: cytoplasm. NCBI's taxonomy places the organism in Eukaryota, Viridiplantae, Streptophyta, Magnoliopsida, Magnoliales, Magnoliaceae.
UGAAAAUCUUUCUUCUACUAUACAAAGCCAAACUCAUCAUCUGAUUCUCUCUCCAAACAGGAAAGAGAGAAAAAUGGCAUUAGAAGCAUGUGUACAAGCAAGCAGCAUUGGUACCGCCACUACCAAUGCAUGUAUCACAUGCUAUUCUCAUUUUCCUAAGGAAAAGCUCCAUUUGCCGACAUGUCGAGGGAUGAAAAUCCCCUCUCUUUCCUUCUCUGCUUCUUCUACUUCUGCUUUGAUACCUGCCAAACGUCCUUCUUCUUCUUCUUUCGUUUGCCAAGCUCGAAAUACGGUCAACGAAGUUCUAGUAGCGACUGACAAAAACUGGAACGAGCUUGUGGUGGGCGGGGAGACACCGGUCCUAGUAGAAUUCUGGGCUCCAUGGUGCGGUCCAUGCCGGAUGAUUGCGCCGGUAAUCGACGAGCUGGCCAAGGAAUAUGCAGGGAAGAUCAUGUGUUACAAGCUGAACACGGACGAUUGCCCGAGUAUCGCGACGCAGUACGGGAUUCGGAGCAUCCCAACAGUGUUGGUGUUCAAGAACGGAGAGAAGAAAGAGAGUGUGAUCGGUGCAGUGCCUAAGGCCACCUUGACUGCAACCGUUGAGAAGUAUUUGCAAGAUUGAUUCAAACAUCAUUAGUAUCCAUUAAUUAAUUAUUAGUUUUACAA